This is a messenger RNA of Drosophila montana, 3030 nucleotides long. Its product is annotated as mucin-2. The transcript has 3 exons. The record is from RefSeq and is a predicted model, not a curated record. Bases 82 to 2820 code for a protein of 912 amino acids. NCBI's taxonomy places the organism in Eukaryota, Metazoa, Arthropoda, Insecta, Diptera, Drosophilidae.
UCACUCUCAUCGCUUUUGGUCUUGUUGCAGGCAACUCGCAGCCAGUUGACAACUUUGGGCCUUGCGCUGACAACGCUGCUAAUGACAGCUGCCUCGCUGUCGCCGCCGCAGCCAGCUGAUCAUUUGGUGCCGCCGCCGGCGCCACCUGCACCAACAGCACCAGCAGCAGCAGCAGCGCUGCCCGUAGCGCAACGGCUGACACAUGCGGGCUACUCGGAACCGGCGCAGGAGGCUGGCUUCAUGACACGCGUUGCCCGGUGGUUUGGCUUGGGCGGAUCUGGAACAGCCGCCCGGGAUCAGCAGCUGAGCGCCAGCUCGCUGAGCUAUGCGUAUCCAAAGCCGACACAGAACUUUGAUGCCGCUGGCAAGCCAUGCGGCCUGUGCAACAAGUAUCCCUGGGUGCCCAUGUUUGGUCAGCAGCAGCCGCCGCACAUACAACAGCAGCAGCUGCAGCAGCUGCCGCAUCAGCAGUCGCAUCAGCCGCCGCUGCUCCUGCAACAGCAACAGCAGCUGCCGCAUCAGCAGCAGAUCUCGGCCUGGCAACAGCAGCCUCUGGCGCAGGCAUCGCAGCAAAGGCAGCGCGCCGUGCAGUUCCAUGCGCCGCCGCAGAGCGUCUUUCUGCCCAUCUCGGUGCCGGUGCCGGGGCUGAGUCAUGUGGCAAUGCCGCCAGUUUACAAUGCCCAACCAUUCCGGCCGCUGCCACAGCAACAGCCACAGCCGCAGCAGCGGUAUCCGCUAGAGAAUUUUGGAGCACACUCGGAGCUGCGACCUGUGCCCUUGGUGCCGUCAACAACGCCUCGAUCCGCGGCAAAGCAGUCGAGCAGCAGCUUUGAGAUCGUUCAAAGCCAUCAGCUCACCGAUUUCAUCACCUCCGUGGAGUACCCGGCCACCUAUGUGCAGUCGCAUGCCAUUGAUCUGGGACAGACGGCGACGGCAACUUCCGUCACACCGUUGCCCGCAAAUCACAGGCCACUGCAGCAGCUGCAGCAGCAGGAGGAGCCGCUGGACAUAAGCACUGUGCGAUAUCAGCUGGAGGAUCUGAGCAGCGGAGCAGUGCAUCAGCAUUUGCCCGCCUCGCAGCUGCUAACGGAACUGGGUCACUUUACAGCGUCGAACGCUGAGACGCAGACAACUUUGAUCCCGCCGGCGGAUAACUAUCCGGCGGCUUCCUCGCAGCAGCAACAGCAGCAGGAGCACGAGCAGGAGCAUGAGCAGGAGCAGGAACAGCAGCAUCUGUACUAUGCCGAACAAUACCAGGAGCUGGCCGAGACGAGCACGGUGACGCCGCUAUACGAGCAGCUCAUGUACACCACAGAGCCGCCGACUCCGGCAGCUGUGGAGCUGAACAAUCAUUUGGUGUCGCCGCAUGUGCGCGACGGACGGCAACGGGAGACGCCCAAACGGCUACUCGACUCGCCCAUCAAUCAUGCCCAGGUUGGCGCACCGCCGCCACGCCCAUUUACGCGUGAUCCCGCCGAGCUGAACUUCCGGCUGAGCCAGCCGACGCAUGCGCCCACGCCGACGUCCACGUAUGGCGCCAUCGAUGCCAGCGGCCAGUAUGCGGGCAUGUCGCCGCCGGGGCCACAGCAGGUAAUUAUACCCUAUACGACGAAGCAGAAGCCGCGCCCUUUCGAGCCAUCGAACUGGACGCCCGGCUGGCGGCUGCGACCCGCUCCGGCGCAGGAGAACGACGUGCACGAGCUGCACGAGCUGCACGAGCAGCAGGAAUCGAAGCUGGUGAGCUCGGCGACAGCGGCGCCGCCACCAAAUACGCGACGCACCACCAAAUAUCUGACCAAAAUACUUGCCUCCAAUUUGCGCGAGCUGCUCAAACGGGAGCGCGAGACAAAGCGACAGCGUCCCGCCCAUUUCGGCGUGGACAUCUCCAAGCUGCAGCACAACAUUGACGGCUGGACGGAGCAGGAGUACAAUUCGUUGUCGCAUCGCCCCAGCACCCCAACGAUACGCGGCCGCUCCAAGCACAUACCCACUGAGUACCUGACCACAACGACGCCGGCGACACCGACGGCCACCUCAACCACCAUGCGCCAGUCGAAGACGACGCGCGGCGGCGGCGCCGGCGGCGGCGGGGGCGGCUUCGAGCUGGGCGGCAGAGCCACAGCCAGCGUGGCCAAUGGCGGGGAUCUGUCCACGUCCAUUAACAACUUGGAGCAGCUGCAGCUAAGGCGUUUCCCGCCCAUCGAUGACAAUCGCCUGCUGCCCGAUUAUUACGAGGCGCUGCAUCGGCACAGCCAAACCCUACGCAGCACGACACCUAUGCCAACGGCCACGCCCACCAGUACAAUAACGCCCACAUCGUCGGCAGAGCCCACACGGAAUACGGUUACGCCGCUUUAUGUGCGCAGCACGGCCCCCACGCCGGCACCCAUCGAGCUGUGGAAGCAGGCCAAGGUGGCCAUUCUGCCCGACACCAAUGAGAAGGUAUAUGUGGUCACCCCACAACCGCGCCAUCAGCCCCAGCAGGAGCAGCAGCACGGCGAGCUUUCCGCAUCCGCAUCGGUGCCUGCACCGGUCUACCAAACGCCAGCGCCCAGAUUUCCGCGUGUGAGACCCACGCCAGGCACGGCGACAGUUAGUAGCGAUCUGAUGGCUGCCACGCCCACGCCCUCAACGGAACAGCUGCGCAACUAUACGCCGGACAUAUUUGGUCUGAUGGGUCUGUCCGCGUAUGUGCCAGCGGAGCCUGUGGAGAUCAUUGAUGGCAAUUCCAAAGUUAUCACGAUUGUGACAUCGGCGCCAGCUGCGGCUGCGCUACAGCGACCAACACCAAAGUCCACGAUAUCGCCCAGGCCCAGAUAGAGCUAAUCCCGGGACGCAGCCGACACAGCAGAUCCGAGAAGAUUCAAGCAGAUUCAAGGUGACCAGCAACCGGCGCAUCUAUUGUAAUAUAUUUCCCCAGGCCGAUUGGAUGGAUACAUUGAUUUAUUGUGUUGCGAAUUUAUUUUUUAAGCCUAAACCAAUUUUAGAGUAUUCUUGCAUUUGGUAGCUUUACACGUACAGUUUUAGUUU